AUGGUAACUUCAAGAGAGUCGACAAGUUCAGCAUAUUCUAAGGAUUUGAAGGCUAGAAAAUUUGUGGAUUUAGUCUUAGAUUCUAGCUUUUGGAAAGAAUGUGCUGACAUUGUGAAAGUUACUGAACCACUUAUACGUUUGUUGCGUCUUGUUGAUAGUGAAGACAAGCCUUCUAUGGGUUAUCUUUAUCAAGCCUUUUAUAAAGCAAGAGAAGAUAUGGUUAGACGGCUUCAAAGAAAGAAAAAGAAGGCGGAGCCGUACUUGAACAUCCUGGAUAAUGUUAUAGAGAGGUAUGUUCAUAAGGAUGAGGAAUUAUCGUCCAAGUUAACAUCUGAGCUGAGAACUUUCAAUGAAUCUGAUGGUGAUUUUGGAAGGAACAUAGCUAUUCGGGAACGAACUAAAGUUAUGCCUGAUAAAUGGUGGGAACUUUAUGGUUUUGGUGCACCAAACUUGAGACAAUUGGCUAUUCGUAUCUUAAGCCAAACUUGUAGUGCUUCCGGUUGUGAGCGAAAUUGGAGUGCAUUUGGGCAGAUCCAUUCAAAUAGGAGAAAUCGGUUAGAGCAUAAAAGGUUGAAUGAUCUUGUAUAUGUUCGAUACAACCUAAGACUACAACAAAGGAAUCAAUUGAAGCACCAAAAUUAUGACCCAAUUAAUUUGGAAACAAUGGAUGAUCAUUCUACUAGUUGGGUUUUUGAGGAGUCACCACCAUUAUUAACCGAUGAAGAGGCAAGAUAUUUGAGGAAUAAUACCAUUGAAUCAAUUAUAGAUGGUAUUGAUGAAUUGAAUUUAGAUGAGGAUGAUGUAGAUGACGAACCUCAUAUGGCUAUUGUACCCCAAAAUGAAAGCAAUGUUCUUCAAGGUUUGGAUGGCAAUGGUGGAAAAGGACAAGGAGAGCCUGAAUUUGAUGAUAUUACUUUUAAUUAA
Molecule: messenger RNA, 924 nt
Organism: Gastrolobium bilobum
Lineage: Eukaryota; Viridiplantae; Streptophyta; Magnoliopsida; Fabales; Fabaceae
Exons: 5
Coding region: 1-924 (307 amino acids)
Molecular function (GO): protein dimerization activity
Source: RefSeq, a predicted model, not a curated record